This is a messenger RNA of Glycine soja, 674 nucleotides long. RefSeq lists its product as uncharacterized. Bases 190 to 543 code for a protein of 117 amino acids. The record is from RefSeq and is a predicted model, not a curated record. Lineage: Eukaryota; Viridiplantae; Streptophyta; Magnoliopsida; Fabales; Fabaceae. The transcript is spliced from 2 exons.
ACGAUACGAAAAGGAAACAAGUGUAAACUCAAAUAUACAAAACAACAUACUAUCAAUCUAUCAUAUAUAGUACUAGUAAGUAUUGCCACCAACACGAGACGCUUGGCACCUCCAUCAACCAACGUGUUCCAGGUUUCGGUGCCAAUUAUAUAUAUCCAUAAUCCCUUCCUUCACAUAACUCUCCUCUCAAUGGAUUGCUGGCACAAAAUCACUAAGACUUGGACUUCACUCUCUACUCGUUUCAAACAUCAUCGCAAAUCUAGUGGUCGAGUUGGUGGUGCCGCUCAAUACUCUGCCGAUUGUGACGGAAUCAGUGCCGGUUUGCUCAAGCUUCGAGAUGAUGUGCAAAUGUGCGGCUACAGAGAUGUUCAGGUCAUGUGGAACAUGUUGAACGUAAGUUUGCAACAUGACCAAAUGCCAAUGGAAGCAGCCAGAAGAAGCUCCAACAACGCUAAAUUUCGCAAGCGUGGCUGCAGCAAGCAGAGAUCAAUUUCGAGGGUCUUGUUUUGGACUAACCGUGACAACCUCGUGAAUGUACAGUAAAUUAAAAAUGAUUAUCAUCAAGUUUUGCACAGUGGAAAUAAUUAAUGUCAAUGUUUUGUACAUAGUCAAGGACAAUGAAACUUUAUUUCGUUAAUUAUAUAUGUAAAUGAAGAUCGUGUUGCGUUUCUUAA